CCCGACCACCGAGUCGCGGUUUGCCCCUUUGGCUACCCCACCAGAGGAUCCUCAGGACAUGACAGACGUAGUUUUCUCUGCCCCGUCGUGUGUCGAGGUAUCGUCUGCCUCCCAGCAGACCGCCGCAUGUAGUGCUUCUCCCCCAAGACUUCCGACGCGUCGCGCCAUUCGCACAGCCCGUUGUAGCGCUCAGCUGGCGACUCGCGAUGACGUUGUGUCAUCUCUCCUGGACUUGAGCAUUCUGCAGGCUCGUCAGGAGCGACUCACGAGACACAUCAACGUCCUGCGUCGUCUUCUCGCUCUGCUCUCUGACCCUGAUCGCACCCUUCCCAUCAUCCCUAUUCGCCUAGGGACAUCUACGAGGGUGUACCGCGCUUCAUGGGACUCUGGCUCGCAGGGAGAUUUCGUUCACCCUCGAGUGGUUGAGGAAGCUCGCCUAGCUACCUUUGGCUCUCGCUCUCCUAUCUCCGUUACCCUCGGAGAUAACAAGACGCAGCGCUUAUUCGAUCAGACGGUCCCCGACCUCCACUUCUCCCUCACCCUCCAGCCAUCGGAUAGUACCCAGACGCCUAGGCGUUACCAUUCCUCUGCAUACUUCGACGUGCUUGAGACCGGGUAUGACUUUAUCCUUGGCACUCCCUGGUCUCGCCGGUUUCGUGGCACAGAGGCCGAAUGGGCGACCGAGACACUCGUUCUCAAAACGAAGUGUGGUCAGACUCACCGCGUCCCGUUCAUUGGAACCACGAGCGACACCCCGCCCGACCUACCUCCCCAGGACCCUCGUCCCUCAGGGUCCCACCUCGACAUUGCGUUCACUUCCCCUCGUCAAUUUGCUCACUUCAUACGACAGGAGGAUGUCACGUUCUACUCAAUGAACGUCAUGGAUCUUUUUCGCUAUGAUCCACUUUGUCCCGAGGUUGAGCUCAUCUCUCUGGAGCUUGAUCCCCCGGAUCCUUCCUCCAUCUUUGCGGCUCCCAUCUCUACGUCCACCCGUCAGCAUGCGGAUACCCCCUCCAUGUCCCAAGCCUCUGCGCCGUCGACUGUCGAGUCCACACAUACGUCUCGUGCCGAUGCAGACGCUGAGGAACUCACACUGUUCAUGGUAGACUUAGAGUCGGUCGUUCGCGACCUGAUUCGAGAGUACCGCGACGUCUUUCCCCCGUAUUUCUCAUACAGCGGGAUUCCCCCGAUGCGCGGUGUUGAGCAUUCUAUCCAACUCAUGCCUGACUAUCGUGUUCACCAUCAGACACCGUACCAACUCUCGAUCCCAGAGGUGACGAAACUCAAGCAUCAGCUUGAGGAGCUCCUUCGACUGGGUUUCAUUAAACCCAGUAACUCCCUUUGGGGUGCACCUGUCCUCUUUGCUCGCAAAGUGGACGGAACUCUCCGCCUCUGCAUCGACUACCGUGGCCUUAACCGUUACACGGUUAAGAACAGUUAUCCCAUGCCCCGCGCGGAUGAGCUGUUUGACCGUCUGGCAGACAACCGCUUCUUCAAGAAGAUCGAUCUUCGUAGCGGUUACCACCAGAUCCGCGUUGCCCCAGAGGAUCAGCCGAAUACCGCCUUCCGGUCGCGCUUCGGCCAUUACGAGUUCACGGUGAUGCCAUUCGGCCUCACCAAUGCACCCGCCACCUUCCAAACGGCGAUGAACGAUAUCUUCAGGGGCAUCCUUGAAGAAUACGUUUUCGUAUAUCUGGACGACAUGUUGGUCUAUAGUCGUACCUUAGAAGACCAUAUCAGACACCUCCGCGAUGUCCUACAGCGCUUACGCAAGCAUGGCUUUUAUGCCAAGCUCAUUAAGUGCCGCUUUGCCCAGCGCAAAGUGGACUUCCUAGGACACCAUGUGUCUGACCAGGGUCUCCACAUGGACGACGCAAAGAUCACUGCUAUUGCAGAGUGGCCCGUCCCCACAUCUACCAAGCAGCUUCGCAAUUUCCUAGGCCUCACCAGCUACUAUAUGAUUUCUGCCCAGUGCUCUGAAUGUCAAAGUGAAGAGAUUCAAUCAAGCGCGGGUAAACGGCGGGAGUAACUAUGACUCUCUUAAGGUAGCCAAAUGCCUCGUCAUCUAAUUAGUGACGMGCAURAAUGGAUUAAYGAGAUUCCMACUGUCRCUAUCUACCAUCCUGCGAAACCACAGCCAAGGGAACGGGCUUGGAAGAAUCGGCGGGGAAAGAAGACCCUGUUGAGCUUGACUCUAGUUCGACUCUGUGAAAUGACUUGAGAGGUGUAGAAUAAGUGGGAGCCUUACGGCGCAAUUUACGGGUUCCGGGGUAAGUAUGGUCGCAAGGCUGAAACUUAAAGGAAUUGACGGAAGGGCACCACCAGGCGUGGAGCCUGCGGCUUAAUUUGACUCAACACGGGGAAACUCACCAGGUCCAGACAUAGCAAGGAUUGACAGAUUGAGAGCUCUUUCUUGAUUCUAUGGGUGGUGGUGCAUGGCCGUUCUUAGUUGGUGGAGUGAUUUGUCUGGUUAAUUUCAUUAACGAACG
Molecule: messenger RNA, 2489 nt
Organism: Chara braunii
Lineage: Eukaryota; Viridiplantae; Streptophyta; Charophyceae; Charales; Characeae
Source: the annotation of a GenBank genome assembly